This is a messenger RNA of Sphenostylis stenocarpa, 2490 nucleotides long. The record is from the annotation of a GenBank genome assembly. NCBI's taxonomy places the organism in Eukaryota, Viridiplantae, Streptophyta, Magnoliopsida, Fabales, Fabaceae.
AUGAACAACCUGGCUUCCAGGGAAUUUCUGGAGAACAGGUUAGAUUUAUAUAUCUACGAUUAUCUCGUGAAGAGACAAUUGCAUGCUACGGCAAGAGUAUUUCAGGCUGAAGGAAAUGUCUCAACAGGUCCUGUUGUUAUUGAAGCACCUAGUGGUUUUCUCUUUGAGUGGUGGUCCGUCUUCUGGGACAUAUAUAUUGCGAGGGCAAAUCAGAAGCACACAGAAGCAUCAAAUCAACAAAUUAAAGCUCGAUUAAUGCAUAAGCAAGAACAACAAGAGCUUCAAAAUACAAACCAGAGUCAACAAACACACAUGCAACACUUGUUGCAAAGACGAGCUCAACAGCAGCAACGUCCCAGUGGAACUCAACUUAUUAGUGGCAGUGCGAGCUGUCCUAUUAGCAAUGAUCCUUUGAUGAGGCAGAACCAGGCAGCUUCUAAUGCUAUGGCAACAAAAUUAUUUGAGGACAGGUUGAAGCUUCCGCGUCAGAGAGAUGCUUUAGAAGAUGCAAUUAUUAAGCAAAAGGUAGAUAAUGACGUUGGUCAACUUCAAAACCCAAACCAUGCAGAAUUAUUAAAAGCAGCCGGAAAAUCUGGUGAACUGGCUUCAGGACAGACAUUGCUCAGUGCUCCAAGCAUUUUACAGGGGAACAUUCAACAUGUUCAAAAUCUGAACCAGAAACUUCCAGGGUCUACGCAAGACAUAAAGAGUGAGAUGAAUGCAUUGCUGAGAUCUCAAGCUGCUGUUUCAGAAGGAUCCUUUAUUGGUUGUCAUGGUUCAAAUCCAGGUUGUAGCAAUUUAACUCUGAAAGGAUAUCCUCUACCAGGACUGGAUGAGGUUCGCUCUGGCAUUCUCCAGCCAAAUAAUUUGAUGCAGUCUCCACAAUCUUUCGAUCAACUUUCUCUACGGCAGCAACUUAUGCUUCAGGCGCAACAAAAUUUGAUUUCUCCUUCUGUCAUUGAUUUUGAGAGAAGAAGACUUGGGAUGCUUUUUAACAAUCAAAACAAGGGUCUUGUGAAAGAUGGCCAAUCAAAUUCUGUAGAUGAUUUGGUUCCCAGUAAUGGAUAUCCUGCACCAGUUGGUUCCCUAAUGUUGCCCCAUCCAGACUCAGAUGUGUUAAAGCAACAAAUUCAAAAUAGCAGUCAGCAGCUUCAACAAUAUACACAGCAUCCUCUUCCAAGCCAGCCGUCUGAGAAUCUCCAGCAGCAAGAAAAACCUUGUCCUGGUCCUGGAAACAGGACGGGAGAGGGAAAUGUGUCCAAUACCUUACAAGGAGACGAUCAGGCUCCUAAAAGUCAAACAGUGCGAAAGCGAAAAUCAGCAUCAUCUUCAGGUCUUGGCAAUAGCUCUGGAACUGCAAACACCACAGGACCAACUGCCAGCUCACCUUCAACACCAUCUACACAAACACCUGGAGAGAUGAUGACAGCUGAAAUGGAUCAACUUGUGGGUGAUGGAUGUUUGGGUGACAAUAUUGAGUCAUUCUUAUCUCCUGAUGCUACCGACAUCAGAGAAAAAGUUGGCAAAGGAUUCAUCCUCAAGGAGAUCAAGCAUAUAAUGGCGAGUUCGCAUAAAGUUGAGUGUUGUCACUUCUCAUCAGAUGGAAAACUUCUUGUUACUGGUGGCCAUGAUAACAAGGUUUCUUUGUGGUGCACCGAAUCGUUUAACCAGAAAUGUAUACUUGAAGAGCACAAUGAAUGGAUAACUGAUGUUCGAUUUUGUCCAAAUAUGUUGCGUGUUGCCACAUCCUCAGCAGACAAAACUGUUCGGGUUUGGGAUGUUGAUAAUCCAAGUUAUUCUCUUCGAACAUUCACUGGACAUGCUACAACUGUGACUUCUCUUGAUUUUCACCCUAGCAAAGAUGACCUUAUUUGCUCUUGUGAUGAUAGUGAGAUAAGAUACUGGAGCAUUAAAAAUGGUAGUUGUACUGGGGUUUUCAAGGGUGGUGCAACCCAGGUGAGAUUUCAACCUUGUUUUGGAAGGCUUGUUGCAGCUGCUGUAGAUAAUUUUGUAUCCAUUUUUGAUGUAGAAACCCUGGGUUGCAGACUUAAAUUACAGCAAGUGUUUAGCGGUGAGAGGAACAGAGAUAACAUACUGUUGAAAGGGUGGCCAGGUGCCCAAGGCUCCUCCUUCCUACCACUGGGCCAUAAUAAUGUUGUCCGUUCUGUAUGCUGGAACUUGUCUGGAAAAUAUCUGGCUUCCCUUAGUGAUGAUCUGGUUAGAGUAUGGAAUGUUGGAUCUGGUGGCAAAGGGGAAUGCAUUCACGAGUUGGCUGGGAAUAAAUUCAAUACCUGUGUUUUCCAUCCCUCAUAUCCUUUACUGGCAAUUGGUUGCAAUGAGACUCUUGAGCUGUGGAACUUCGGUGAGAAAAAGACAUUGACUAGGCAUGCACACGAAAAGGCUGUAUCUUCCUUGGCAGUAUCAGAUGUUACUGGGUUGCUGGCUUCAACUAGUCAUGACAAACAUUUCAAGAUCUGGAGCUGGAAGUGA